This is a messenger RNA of Exserohilum turcica Et28A, 1152 nucleotides long. RefSeq lists its product as uncharacterized. Gene Ontology annotation, cellular component: membrane. Gene Ontology annotation, biological process: transmembrane transport. The record is from RefSeq and is a predicted model, not a curated record. Bases 1 to 1152 code for a protein of 383 amino acids. NCBI's taxonomy places the organism in Eukaryota, Fungi, Ascomycota, Dothideomycetes, Pleosporales, Pleosporaceae. The transcript is spliced from 2 exons.
AUGUGGACGCUGGAAGACAUGCUUGAAGAAAUAUCCACGGUACACCGAAUUCUACUCUGCUACUCAGUGGCUAUAAGCGUGGCUAUUGAGUGGCUAAGACUGAACCAUGAAGACACACUGCUUUCCAUCUUUGUAGAGAUGGUUCAGUUCGCUGUAGUGGUUGAUUGCAUCUUGAUCAUUACGUACCAUCUUAUGCAUCUAUCGGCAUCCAACCGGAUGCUAGCAACUGUGGUAUACCAAACACCUCUUGUCACUGGGCCGCUCGCUGAAUUUGAGCUUACCAGACUGAUGCUCAUGGAAAACGCGACGACAGCCGCUAACAUCUUCCUGGUCGGAUGUAUGUAUGCGAAGCCCUUGGUAGCAGGCGCGCUCUGUCUUGUCCUCCAUAACCUUUACAUUGGAGGACCCGGGAUGCAGCCACAUGCCAACAUUCUCACAAAUGUUUCCAAAGUCUUUUUACGCAGUGCGGCCUUGGCUGCGCUCUUCACAUACGGAGUCGGGCUGGAGUCGCUCCCUAUCCUCACAGCUGCUGCGGGAGACAGCCUGUGGCUGUCCCGGGGGGUACCUAUCCUACUUCUCUUGUCCAUUAGUCUUGCUUGUUACUUCUGGUACUGGUAUGCUGAGAAGUACCGUGAUAUUGCAAGCAAGAGCUAUAAUAGUCGAAGAGACCCUGAGUGGAUUGUGCUGCUAGUCUGCCUAGUGGCGCUGAAGUUAGCUGCUGCUAAUCUAGUGCAUAGCGUGUGGAAGCAAAUACGAGGCGUUGCAUUGACAAUGGACGAAGAUAUUGCUUGGGAAUCGAGUGAUGCUGUUGUCCAGUUUGCUAUCCUCCCGCUCGCUACUGCUGCUGUGGACCACCUCGCGGACAUCAGCGCUGCCUACCGGGGGGACAUAUACUGGUCCUGGAUUAGCAUUUGCCAAUCAACAUUGCAGACAUUUUUUCUCAUUAGGCCACUGUUCGUGCUCGUCGGCCACGAUCUUGACCCACGCAGCGGUCGAAUCGGUAUUGCGAUGUGCUUUCUUGGCAUUGCGCUGUGGCUAUCGCUGCCAAUUCAAUCCCGAUUGCUAAAAGGCUCGGUUCUGCUUCUCAUGUACUCGGGAGUAGUGGCUUUGUGUGCAGCUCACUUUGACUAUUUCAACACCCAUAUAUCCUAG